This is a messenger RNA of Chinchilla lanigera (long-tailed chinchilla), 2408 nucleotides long. RefSeq names its product leucine rich repeat containing 47 (gene Lrrc47). The record is from RefSeq and is a predicted model, not a curated record. Gene Ontology annotation, biological process: phenylalanyl-tRNA aminoacylation. The transcript is spliced from 8 exons. Lineage: Eukaryota; Metazoa; Chordata; Mammalia; Rodentia; Chinchillidae. Gene Ontology annotation, molecular function: phenylalanine-tRNA ligase activity; protein binding; RNA binding. The coding region runs from base 82 to 1827 and encodes 581 amino acids.
UGACCUCUUCCGGCACAGGCCGGAGGCGACGCGCAGAUCCCCGGAAGUCCGGCGCGGGGGUGGGCGGGGGACAGUGGCACGAUGGCGGUGGCGGCAGUGUCCGAGGCCUGGCCCGAGCUUGAGCUGGCGGAGCGCGAGCGGCGGCGCGAGCUGCUACUGACGGGGCCCGGGCUGGAGGAGCGGGUGCGAGCGGCGGGUGGGUGCCUGCCGCCGCGGCUCUUCACGCUGCCACUGCUGCACUACCUGGAGGUGAGCGGCUGCGGCAGCCUGCGCGCGCCCGGGCCGGGCCUGGCCCAGGGCCUGCCCCAGCUGCACAGCCUGGUGCUGCGGCGCAACGCGCUGGGGCCCGGCUUGAGCCCCGAGCUGGGGCCGCUGCCGGCGCUGCGCGUGCUCGAUCUGUCCGGCAAUGAGCUGGAGGCGCUGCCGCCGGGCCAGGGCCUGGGGCCCGCCGAGCCGCCCGGCCUCCCGCAGCUGCAGAGCCUCAACCUCAGCGGCAACCGGCUGCGCGAGCUGCCCGCCGACCUGGCGCGCUGCGCCCCGCGUCUGCAGAGCCUCAACCUCACCAGCAACCUCCUGGACGCCUUCCCGGCCGCGCUCUUCCGCCCCGGUGCGCUGCCGCUGCUCAGCGAAUUGGCGGCCGCCGACAACCGCCUGCGGGAGCUCAGCCCCGACAUCGCGCAUCUGGCCUCGCUCAAGACCCUGGACCUCUCCAACAACCAGCUGAGCGAGAUCCCGGCCGAGCUGGCGGACUGCCCCAAGCUCAAGGACAUCAAUUUCCGGGGCAACAAGCUUCGGGACAAGCGCCUGGAGAAGAUGGUCAGCGGCUGCCAGACCCGGUCCAUCCUGGAGUACCUCCGCGGGGGCGGCCGGGGCGGCCGGGGCCGGGGCCGGGCCGAUGGCUCUGAGAAGGAAGACGCUCGGAAGAAGAAGAGGGAGCGGAAGCAGAGGCGGGAGAGCGGUGAGGGAGAGGAGGAGGUGGCAGAUGCGGCCAAGCUGCUGCUCAGGGUCCUGCAUGUCUCUGAAAACGCUGCACCCCUGACGAUCAGAGUGAGCCCGGAGGUCCGGGAUGUGCGGCCGUACAUCGUGGGCACCGUCGUGCGAGGCAUGGAUCUGUGGCCCGGGAACGCACUCAAGCGCUUCCUCACCUCCCAGACCAAGCUCCAUGACGAGCUCUGCGAGAAGAGGACAGCAGCCACCAUCGCCACCCACGACCUCCGCAGCGUGCGAGGGCCCCUGCUGUACACGGCCAGGCCACCCCAGGACCUCAAGAUCGUGCCCUUGGGGCGGAAGGAGGCCAAGGCGCACGAGCUGGUGCGGCAGCUGCAGCUGGAGGCCGAGGAGCAGAGGAAGCAGAAGAAGAGGCAGAGCGUCUCCGGGCUGCACAGGUACCUGCACCUGCUGGACAGCAAGGAAAACUACCCUUGUCUGGUGGACGCGGAUGGAGACGUGAUCUCGUUCCCGCCCAUAACGAACAGUGAGAAGACAAAGAUUAAGAAAAGCACCUGUGACUUGUUCUUGGAGGUCACCAGUGCCACGAGCCUGCAGAUCUGCAAAGACAUCAUGGACACCCUCCUCCUGAGAAUGGCCGAAAUGAACAAACACACUUUAGAAAAUAAAGAGGAGGAGUCACUCUCCGACACAGAGGCUGAUGCUGUUUCAGGACAACUUCCAGAUCCCCAGAGUGCCAGGAAGGACGGGCAGUGCCCUCUGGUGGUGGAGCAGCUUCCUGUGUUUCUGCAAAGAGACGGACAGUUUGCUGGCAAGUCUGCAGACGCCUCCCUACCUGCAGAGCUAGAAAGGCCCGAAGUCCCUCAUGCUGCCGCCUGACAUCUGCGUGGUGCCAGAGCACAGAGAGACAGGGGCCACUGCCCUGCCUCCGUGAGACAGCUGGACCGACCUCCAUGCCUGGUCCCCACCCGGCCUUCCUGCCAGUCCCAAUGGGGACUGGGAGAUGAGGCCCAGGCUCCCGGCGACCUGGCCAGCUGCAGCAGGUGCAGUGACACCUUCCUUCUGCAUGGCUCCUGUCAACCUGCCAGACACCCGUCUGUGUUGGGCCUGCUUGUCGUUUUGCGACUCGCUGUCAGGCCAUCACGGCCGCCAGUGCUGAGGCUGCCGAGGGGUCUGCCCUGCUGGGAGGCCCACGAUGGCCCAUGACGUGUGAGUGGCUGCUUUGGACAGCGAUGGCAGAGGCGCCCUCUGCCCUCUGCCCGGGGGCCCAGCGGCCACUCUCGCAGAUCUGUCACUGCACUGACACCAGCCAGGUCCCCAGCACCUGCCGUGCCCUUGUCUCAUAUAGGCUGAGUAUGUGAGAUUUGGGGAAUGAUGUAACUUAUAGCGGAAACCUCUUUGGUGUUUCGUUUUUCUGUUCUCAUCCAACUCUAAUAAAAAAAAAUAUUUGAUAAGAAACA